Messenger RNA from Penicillium cataractarum, 396 nucleotides. Its product is annotated as signal recognition particle 14 kDa protein. Lineage: Eukaryota; Fungi; Ascomycota; Eurotiomycetes; Eurotiales; Aspergillaceae. Gene Ontology annotation, biological process: SRP-dependent cotranslational protein targeting to membrane. Gene Ontology annotation, cellular component: signal recognition particle, endoplasmic reticulum targeting. The record is from RefSeq and is a predicted model, not a curated record. The coding region runs from base 1 to 396 and encodes 131 amino acids. The transcript has 2 exons. Gene Ontology annotation, molecular function: 7S RNA binding; endoplasmic reticulum signal sequence receptor activity.
AUGGUGCCACACUUGAGCAACGAGGAGUUCUUCACCUCUCUCGCCGAUCUUCUCUCCAAAACUUCUCAAAAGGCUCGUGGCUCGGUGUUCCUCUCCCAGAAGCCUCUCAUCGACGGCGUCUCUAACGCCCCGCCAUCCAUCCUCAUCCGUGCCACAGACGGCAACACCAAUGCCCCGAACCCCAAGUCCGAAAGCAAGGAUGGCAAAAUUACCAAGAAGGCUUCAUCAAAGGACAAGAUCAAGUUCUCUACAGUUGUGAAUGCCAGUGACCUGGAAGCAUUCUACACUCGUUAUGCCGAUAUCUGCAAGGCCGGUAUGACUGGCUUGAAGAAGCGGGACCGCAGCAAGCGCAAGGCGAAGGGCAAGGGUGGAGCUACAAAGGCUGCAAAGGCAUAG